UCACGGUCCCUAGUAGACACGCGACCUAAGUAGUAGGAAGAUGGCGACUGUGGCUGAGCUACAACGUGACUUAGAAUUAGCGAGGGAAGGGCUGAAAUCUGUCGAUGAAAACAUCAAGAAACUUACUGGUAGAGAUCCUUCGGAGUUCAGGCCAGCGGCAGGAAGGCGAGUGUCACUGAAGAGAGACUUCACAGAGAGGAACAUUGGACUUGGACAAGGGCCGGCAGCUAAACGACGUGAUUCAACUGGUGCACCGGGAAGACUCUGGAGCCGAGUGGUGAGAACAAGGACUUCACAAGAGCUGACCCGCCCUUCCUCACGUCUGGAUAGUGAAGGCGAAGAAGAUGAGGAUGAUGCAGAUAAGCCUGCUAUCCAGUCCUCAGUUGUAGCCACACCCACACCAUCUCGCCUCAAGAGAGACGCCAUCACAAAAACAGAUGACAAAACAAAGUCAAGAAAUAAGAGAAUGUUUGGCAUGUUGCUUGGAACUCUACAAAGGUUCAAAGAUGACAGUGCUCAGAAAACAGAUAAGGAAAUAAGGAGAGAGGAAAUCAAUAAAAAGCUUGAAGAAGCUGAACAGAAAGAGAAAGAAGAACUGUCAUCUCAAAGAAAGGAGUUAUUCACAGAAAGAAGAACAAAACAAGCAGCACUUAGAUUGUUACAGAGAAAAGUUGAUAUGGCUGAAUUGCAAGAAGAAUGGGAUAAACAUGGUGAAAAAUUAAGUCACUUUAUCAUGACCAAAGCCAACCCUCCCAUCUUCUACCUUCCAGCCAAACACAAUGAUAAGACACAGAAACUCCUGGAGGAAUCUACAAGAACUGUGAAAAGAGCAAUGGCUAAAAGAAGAGCAGAAAUAGAAGAGGAACAAGAACUAGAGGAAGAGCGAAUGAAGAAUGCCAGGUUGUCUGUAUCUAAUGAGGGUGAGAUUGAGAGUAAGGGGGAGAGAGUUGAAAGCACAGACGGUGGUAGGGAUGUGGAAAUGAAAGAAGAGAGUCAGGAGGAAGUACCCGGGAGACAAAGAAAGAAAAGUGAGGGUAGAGAUCCUGAGAAUGGGGUUAAAGAGGAGAGGAAUAUUCAGGAAGAGAGACACGCUGUAGGGGUAGAAAACAUGGAGGAAGAUGUGGGAGAGAUAGACUAGUUGUAAGUCAGAUAAGAGAAUGACUUUUUGAAGCUGAGCCGAGCUAAAAAUACAAAAAUGGAGGUUAGUUUCCCUUGCAUACCAUCCCUUUAUGGUCAGAAUUAAUUAAAGUUAAUUCCAUUCUUUUGCACCACAUGUCAUAUUCCCAUCUGUUCUCUUUGGUUUUAUUUUUUUAUUGUUACUAUUAAUGCACACUGGAACAUCUGUCUUACAAAUUCACUUCAUGCCUUUUCCUGGCUUGUCUACUAAACUUCGACUGACAUUUCGUUAAAAAUUUUCCCUUAAGUGACUAAAACUAAUUAAAAUUGAUUUUCUAGUUCAAAGACUACUUGGAGUUAAAUUGAAAAAAAAAGAACCAGGAGAAAAAGUAAUUACACCCACAACACAAAUAAUGACUAAGGAAUAUUGUGACACAAAAUUCUCUGGAUCACAGAACAAGCCACACAGUGGCCAUAUAACUUGUCUCUAGAUGCGGAAGAUAGCAUGCUUUGGGCUUCUUGGUUACAGAAUUAGAAAGACUAGGUUCUUAGCUGUCACAGGAAAUUUUUGGGUAUAAAUUGAACUGAGGGGAUAAAUGGAUAGGAAGGCUGGCUUCUACAACUUAGCUCUCUAGGAGAUUUCUGCAGCAGAUUUGGUGAAAUGUAAGGUGAUCAAUUAUUCAUGGUUGACUUAUAUCUUGUGGAAUUUUACCCUUUGUUGUCCCUGUUUGCUCAGCUUAUAGGAAGGCAGUAUGCAAGCUUUGGAAUGAAUGUUGUAAGUGAUUUCAAGUGGAUUUUGUAGAGAUUUUUAAAGAGGCAGACAUAGAGAGAAAGAGAGACUUAGAUUUGUGUAAGCAUUUGUGGAAGCCUUUCAAAUAUUUCAUUUUUGACUGUUCUAUUUCUUUCAAUUUUGAGUUCUAGCUUUUAGUGACAUGCAUUGUAAGUCACCUUAAGUUUACAGUUGUGAGUGUGUUUGUUUAAGAGGUGCAACCAUCAUCAAUGUGACGCACUUCAUUGAAGAGGACUUCCAUCUUCGACCUUUUUGUGUUUGUUUUGUAAUCUGGCUUAUCAAUAAAAUCCUGUGUAAUAAUCCUUACCUUUUUUAUGUUGAAAGACAAUGUUGGAUAUUAGUAUUAAAGGUUUGCAAAGUCAUUUGCUUAAUUCUUUUGAAUGAAACUGUAAUAAACUAUUAAUAUUUAA
Pocillopora damicornis (cauliflower coral) is the source of this 2316-nucleotide messenger RNA. Its product is annotated as pinin. Gene Ontology annotation, cellular component: catalytic step 2 spliceosome. Lineage: Eukaryota; Metazoa; Cnidaria; Anthozoa; Scleractinia; Pocilloporidae. The record is from RefSeq and is a predicted model, not a curated record.